AAAAAAAAAGCCCUCAUCCGCCAUUGUGGGAAAUGGUAAGGGAUAUUCCAGCGAGACAACCGGGCAGGUUUUUAGACCGACCGCUGAAGGCUAAAUCCGUGACAGGAUCGCUCCUUUCUCCCCGUUAAAACCGACGCUUUCUCCCCGCAGACACAAAGUCUCCGUUUGUAACAACGAAGAAGAAGGAGAAGCGGAUCGUCGUCGGCUCCGAACCCGGUAAAGAAGAAGAAGAAGAAGAAGCAGAAGAAGAAGAGGCAGUAGCAGUAGCAGCAGCAGCAGCAGCAGCCGCCGUGUAACCGUUACAGAGCGAUCCGACGACCCGACAGACGAGGCAGGGGCUGUGGGUGGUGGUGGUGGUGGUGGUGGCGGAGGGGGGGGAGAAGCCGUGGACAGUCACAAACAACCCGCAGUUUCGUUUUCCUGGAGGAUGUCUGCGACCACAGUCGAUCAGAGACCCAAAGGACAAGGAAAUAAAGUGCAAAACGGAUCAAUGCAUCAAAAGGAUGGUGUUAACGAUGAUGAUUUUGAGCCUUAUCUAAGUGGCCAGACAAAUCAGGGUAACAGCUAUCCGCCAAUGUCAGACCCCUACAUGCCCAGCUAUUAUGCUCCUUCCAUUGGUUUCCCUUACUCUCUCGGAGAGGCUGCUUGGUCCACAGCGGGAGACCCUCCCAUGCCCUACCUGACCACGUAUGGACAGAUGAGCAAUGGCGAGCCCCACUUCAUUCCCGACGGUGUGUUCAGCCAGGCUGGGGCCCUUGGAAACACCCCUCCCUUCCUGGGCCAGCAUGGCUUCAACUUCUUCCCUGGUAAUGCAGACUAUUCCACCUGGGGUACCAGUGUCUCUCAGGGUCAGUCCACACAGAGCUCCGUGUACAGUAACAGCUAUGGGUAUGCCCCCAGCUCGCUGGGCCGGGCCAUCACGGACGGACAGGCUGGCUUUGGAAGCGACACCCAGCUCAGUAAAGUCCCGGUGCUGAACAGCAUUGAGCAAGGUAUGACGGGCUUAAAACUGGGUACGGACAUGGUGGCAGCCGUCACUAAAACCGUGGGCUCCCCCCUGGGGGGCACAGCAGGAAUGAGCAGUAUGGCAGCCAACAGCCUCCCACCGUCUGUCAACUCGUCUGCCCCUAAACCCGCCUCCUGGGCCGCCAUCGCCAAGAAGCCGGCUAAGCCGCAGCCUAAGGUCAAACCCAAAGCCAACAUGGGGUUGGGGGGAGGUGCCAUUCCCCCACCCCCCAUAAAGCACAAUAUGAACAUUGGUACUUGGGACGAGAAGGGCUCCCUGAAUAAGCCUCCGUUAGCUCAGAAUAUGAUGCCCCCGCAGCCUAUGGUGCAGCAGCCUCUCCUAGCUCAGCCCCAGCCCUUACUGCAAAACCCCAUUGCCUCCCCGCCUCAACACCACCAUCACCACCAACACCACCACCACCAACAACAACAACAUCACCACCAACAACAACAUCACCACCAACAACAACAACACCACCACCAACACCAGCCCCAACACCAACAUCAGCCUUUCCAGCUUCACUCCCUCCAAUCCCCCCAACACCCCCAGCCUAUGCCCCCCGGCCAUCCACACAUGCACCUCUCCUCUCAACCCGGCCCCCCGCAGCACCUUCAUCAGCAACCACCUCAGCAGCCUGGUCCCCCGCCCAACCGCUGGGUGGCUCCCAGGAACCGCGGCGAGGGCUUCGGUCUGGGUGGGGGACUCCCACUUAGUGCCUCCCCUUGCUCCGGAGAAGUGCAUCCCGUGCUGGAGAAGCUGCGCGCCCUCAACAACUACAACCCCAAAGACUUUGACUGGAGCUUGAAAAAUGGCCGCGUCUUCAUCAUCAAGAGCUAUUCCGAAGACGACAUCCACCGCUCUAUCAAGUACUCCAUCUGGUGCAGCACAGAACACGGCAACAAGCGCCUGGACGGCGCCUACCGCUCACUGGGCAACAAGGGGCCCCUGUACCUGUUGUUCAGCGUCAACGGCAGUGGGCACUUCUGCGGCGUGGCCGAGAUGCGCUCCCCGGUGGACUACAAUGCCUAUGCAGGUGUCUGGUCUCAGGACAAGUGGAAGGGCAAGUUCGAGGUGAAGUGGGCAUUCAUCAAAGACGUGCCCAACAACCAGCUGCGACACAUCCGGCUGGAGAACAAUGACAACAAGCCAGUAACCAACUCCAGGGACACUCAGGAAGUGCCUCUGGAAAAGGCCAAACAAGUGCUUAAAAUUAUCGCCACUUACAAGCAUACCACCUCAAUCUUUGAUGACUUUGCACAUUACGAGAAACGUCAGGAAGAGGAGGAGGCUCUGAGGAAGGAGCGCAAUAGGAAUAAACCGUAACCUUCAAGCAAGCUCUCUGCUAGAUCUGCAACACUAAUGAUGUAGGACCUUAAAUACAUUUUGCCUAACCACAAGAGGAGGAAAGGCUCUCACAAGUCUUUCCGCCGAAGACGACAAUGUAUCUGAGUACUUGAACAUGAUAGAUGGACUCAUCCGUAUCCGUUGACUGGUGUGUUCCUGUCUCACGAGAAAAACCGAACCCACUUUAGAAUAAAAUCUGUCAUUAAAGCACUUUCAAUCCUCCUAAAUAGCCUCUACCAGUACCCUUAACUCUCUAAUCUGUUCUUCUUCUUUGAUUUUGUUUGAGAAAACUAACUAAAGUAGUCAGGAGAUUUCAACGGGCUUAUUUGUAGUUUUUCUUUGAAUUUUUUAACGCCUCAAAAUGGGAUAUUGGUGAAGUUCAUCAGCUCCUGAAGAGAAUUAAAGAUGUGUAUGAUUUUAGUCUUUAACUUGAAUCUGUGUUCAACCAGCUUAUCCGACUACUUUGACGAGGUUUGGAGGAUUUGACCGGUGGGAUGAAAUAAUUGGGAAACAGCCACAAUCACGCCAAUCAUGGGAUGUAUCCUCUCCUACCGUGUUCCCUUCUGCACCGGUUUCUGUGUACCAAAAUAUUACCAUUAUGCAGAAGGCAAAACACCAGCCAAUGCACAUCGUGUUAUUUUAGUUUUCGUUGUUGCCCCUCUUUUGUGAUUCUGACAUUCUGAAGUGCAUUUGUCUGAGGAGAAACAUGCUGCUCUGGUAGAACUAGUGCAGGCCUCCUUGGGUCCUGUGGGUGACUGUCUUUGCUCUGGUGUUGAUGUACUGUACCUCAGGCUCAAUCAAGACUGUCCUUAACAACUAAGCCCUUUUUUUUGGGAGAGUCCACACGCUAACGCCCGCUCGUUCCCCCAAAACAUCCGACUGCAAGGAUGUGACAGUUUUCUCCUCUAGGUAACUCGCUAGCUAAAUAAAAAUUCUCCAUGUUUAGCGCAAACCAUGCUUUUGUGUUUUUGUGUACUCAUUUGCCUCAGAAAUGUGUGCAUUGCUUCAAUGCUUCACACAGUAUCACACACACUCUCAAAUAUAAACUAUCUGCAUAUGCGCCGCUAAAUACAGCAAUGUAUUUACCGUAGCAGCAGCUCCAUGUCCACAUCUGCUCUGCAUUGCGGCUCUUUACUGACAUCAAAGUGUAAAAUGUGUUGAUGCCAAGGGGGUUGGUCUGACUAUAAAGUAAAAAUAUGUUGUAGAUUAAACUGACUUGGGAGACAGACCUGCCGGCCCAGAGGUAGUUGGUAUAAAGGUACAACUACAGGGAUUAGAAUGUUUGACAACGUAUGGAUGGUGCAGGCAGUGGUGGAAUGUAGCUGGAGUACAUUACUUUACAAAAGCGUAAUUUUUAGGUCAGGGCACUGAGCUUGAGUGUUUACUUUUUUUUAAAAAUUCUGCUCCACUACGUUUCAGAGGCAAAUGUUGUACUUUUCACUCCACCACAUUUGUUUUAUACUUACUUUGCGGGUUAGAGUUUUACAUGAAAAACCUACAGUAACUGUAAAACCUUAAAGGCGGAUGACAUUUCCCCUUAAAACUUCUCAGAAAGUUUCCUUUAAAUGAUUCAAAUUUCACAAGAAUAGAUAUUACAAACUAUUCCAAAUAGAGACCAUAUUGCUGGUCCAGGGAGGGUAUAGUGAUUCUGACUCCCUCGCUCUGAUCACAAAUCUUUGAGCUCAGAGUUUAUUUUGAUCUUGACAAAACACCUGUAAAGUUUCGUGACUGCAUGAUUUAUUUGAAACCGUCAGAAACUUUGUGUUAUUACUUAAAAUACAAUGUGAUGAUAGAAUAUGUGGAAUUUCCUGUUUGCUGUUUUAAAACAUGUACGUAUGGCGUUAUUUCGAUUUAGUGACCAGGGCAGGUGAAGGUAGAACAGUAAUCGUAGACGGACUUUAAAGACAUGUUAGACCUAUAAAAGAAGACAUUACGAUGAAACAACUAAAUACAAAAUUAUAUGAAUAAAAUUGUUAUGAAAUACAA
Molecule: messenger RNA, 4336 nt
Organism: Gasterosteus aculeatus aculeatus (three-spined stickleback)
Lineage: Eukaryota; Metazoa; Chordata; Actinopteri; Perciformes; Gasterosteidae
Gene: ythdf3
Product: YTH N6-methyladenosine RNA binding protein F3
Biological process (GO): mRNA destabilization
Cellular component (GO): cytoplasm
Molecular function (GO): N6-methyladenosine-containing RNA reader activity; mRNA binding
Source: RefSeq, a predicted model, not a curated record